Molecule: messenger RNA, 1281 nt
Organism: Didymodactylos carnosus
Lineage: Eukaryota; Metazoa; Rotifera; Eurotatoria; Philodinida; Philodinidae
Source: the annotation of a GenBank genome assembly
AUGACAUCCGAUAUUACCGCGAGUACACCAACGGGAAACGGUCGUCGAAUCCCAUUACUUGGUACCGAUUUGAUUUUUGGCGGUAUCGACAAUGUUUUUGUUUAUCCAUCACUUGACAUCAAUCAAUUAAAACAAGCUCUCUGUCAGACACUUUCACUAUGGCCGAUGCUCACCGGUCGACUUCUGAUCGAUGGCGAUGACUAUACGAUUGAAAUGUCCGAUCAAUCCAUUCCAUUUGUUUCAACUGAAAACGAUCAGCUUGAAUGUUGGCCAACUUUACCUGUCAUUGUCAAUGAUGCUGCCGUUAUACAACCGUUCAUCGAUUCAGUUGUAUGUAAACCAGAUGAACCUUUACUUCUUUUUUGUCAUAUGAUCGGUGAUGCUGCAGCCAAUAUCCAUUUUCUAAGCGAUUGGUCUCGACUUUAUCAACAUCUCGAACCGGAGUCGAUUCGUCCAAUAUUUGAACGUGAACGAAAUAUGUGGAAAAAGGAAAACGAUGAAUUUCAUCUAUCACCAUCAAUGAAAUUGAUUCGUAAUGGUGACAAACGUGAAUCUAUUCUAGCACGUCUUGUUCAAGAAUAUAGCGAAACCGAAUCGAUUAAUAUACCAUUUUCAUCCGCACAAUUGGCAAAACUACAAAGUCUUGUGAAUGAAAACAAUUCGAAGACAAUGUUGACCAGUCAAGAUGCAUUGAACGCUUACAUCAUUCGAACAUUAAACAAACAUAUACUUAACAAUGUCGAUGAUUAUAUUCGACGUGCGUAUAUUCUGAUCAAUUUUCGUGGUAUAUCCGAUCGAUUGGCACCAGCUGGUCGCGUAGCCAAUUCGCUCAUGCAAAUGUUAACCGACGAUUUUUCGGAUCCAUUAUCAUUGAAAGCGAUUGCACAAGCCAUUCGACAAACGAUACAAGAAACACGUCAUGAAAGCUUUUUAGAACAAUGGUUACCGACAGCCGAUCGGAUGAUGAACGAAAUUACGAAAGAAGGUCGUGUUAAUUUUGUUUGGGAUAAAAAUGAAGUUGUAUUCAAUUCGAAUUUCAAAUAUGAUUGGACAGAUCGAUUUGAUUUGGGCAUGAAUAAUCAAUGUCGAUUACAUACGUUGGGCACAUACAAAGCCUAUUUUCGAAUAUUUCGAUUGAAUCCGGUUCGUAAUGAAAAUGGCGAUUGGACAAAAGAUAUUGGCGGCGCCGAAGUGGCUUUUCGAAUUCCAAAAGACUGGAAAAAUAAAUUUUUAGAUGCUUGGAAAAAAGAUGUCGAAGAAAAUUUUGUGAAUAUAGAAUAA